Prorocentrum cordatum is the source of this 426-nucleotide messenger RNA. The record is from the annotation of a GenBank genome assembly. NCBI's taxonomy places the organism in Eukaryota, Dinophyceae, Prorocentrales, Prorocentraceae.
AUGCUGGGCAUCGGCCGAGGGUCUCGAGAAGGCGUUAUUUCCCUCGAAGCGUCGAUCAAAAUUUGCGUUCGGACAAAACAAUGGAGCGUAGCACUGCGGUUGCUCCGCGAAGGACUUCGAUUAGGUGUGCAACUUGUCCCAGGCCACUACAUUGCGACUGCCAGCGCAUGCAGAAAAGGCGGGCAAUGGCAACACGCGCUUUCAGUGCUCAGUGACAUGUGGAAAGCGAAGCUGGAGCCCAACGUCAUCAGCUACAGCGCUGGGAUCAGCGCGUGCGAGAAGGGCGGGCAGUGGCAGCGGGCGCUUGCGCUGCUGAGCGAGAUGUGGGAGGCGAAGCUGGAGCCCGAUACUACAAUUCCGGCUACAACGCUGGGAUCAGCGCGUGCGAGAAGAGCGAGCAGUGGCAGCCGGCGCUUGCGCUGCUGA